UAUAAAGAGUAGGGUUUCAGCACUAUAAAAGUCUCCUCUUUGCAGUCGGCUUCAAGUCCCUCGCUCACAGAACUCGCAGCCUCCAGAGAUCAAACCCGACCUCCCAACAUGCCGAAGCAAAUCCAUGAGAUCAAGGAUUUCCUCCUGACUGCAAGAAGGAAGGAUGCACGUUCUGUGAAAAUCAAGAAGACGAAAGAUGCUGUCAAGUUCAAGGUUCGAUGCUCCAAGUACCUUUACACGCUCUGUGUGUUUGAUACUGAGAAGGCUGAUAAGUUGAAGCAAUCCCUUCCUCCAGGUUUGAGCGUUCAGGAUCUUUGAAGUGGAAUUGAAGUAGCAGUUCAAUGAAUGCCAUGUAGCCUCUUGUCUUUGAAUUCGAACGAUAACGUUGGUGUUAGAUUUUAUUUUCUGAUAUGUGGGUUCAUUAUUAUUAGACUUUAUCUUGCGGAUAUAUAAUGGAUUCAGUGCUGUUUCAGAUU
Molecule: messenger RNA, 476 nt
Organism: Argentina anserina (silverweed cinquefoil)
Lineage: Eukaryota; Viridiplantae; Streptophyta; Magnoliopsida; Rosales; Rosaceae
Product: 60S ribosomal protein L38
Exons: 3
Coding region: 109-318 (69 amino acids)
Biological process (GO): translation; protein-RNA complex assembly
Cellular component (GO): cytosolic large ribosomal subunit; ribosome
Molecular function (GO): structural constituent of ribosome
Source: RefSeq, a predicted model, not a curated record